This is a messenger RNA of Staurois parvus, 3603 nucleotides long. NCBI's taxonomy places the organism in Eukaryota, Metazoa, Chordata, Amphibia, Anura, Ranidae. The record is from the annotation of a GenBank genome assembly.
GUAGAUAGUCAGCGUUCCCACCUCUCAUCUUUCACUAUGAAAUUGAAGGACAAGUUCCACUCUCCUAAGAUCAUCAAGAGAACGCCUUCUAAGAAAGGGAAACCUGCCGACCUGACUGUAAAACCUGAAGAAAAACCUGUUAAUAAAACUCUGAGCCGGUUGGAGGAACAGGAGAAAGAAGUCGUCAAUGCCCUACGCUACUUUAAGACCAUUGUAGAUAAAAUGGCUGUAGACAAGAUGGUGCUGGUGAUGCUACCGGGAUCCGCCAGCAAAGUCCUGGAAGCCAUUCUUCCAUUGGUGCAGGCAGAUACACACACGCAACAAAGUACUGCUAUCGCCUCCUGCUACAACCGAGUGUACCAGUCUCUUGCCAACCUUAUACGCUGGUCUGAUCAGGUCAUGCUGGAGGGUGUCAACUGUGAGGACAAGGAGAUGGUAUCCACUGUGAAAGACGUCAUAAAAGCUGUGCUGGAUGGUGUCAAGGAACUGGUGCGAUUGAUGAUUGAGAAGCAGGAGCGGCCAUCACCAACCAGUCCAGUGAAACCAGCCUUACCUGCAUGCAAAUCAGACAGCACGCAAGAGUUGCCUUUGUCUGAGAGAGAGCUGGAGAUUCUUAACAAGUCACCUGAGCCACCUUGUAAGGAUGUUCCAGUAGACUGCGUGGAGACUGAUGAGCUUGCUCCACCCAAACCCCCUUUACCUGGCAUACGGGUGAUGGAAAAUGGCCCACCUCCUGCGUUACCUCCAAAGAAAAGACAAUCUGCACCUUCUCCCACCCGUGUGGCUGUUGUAGCACCUAUGAGCCGAGCUACAAGUGGCUCCAGUUUACCUAUAGGCAUCAAUACACCGGAUUUUGAAGUGAAUUGUUAUGCACAUCGACGGUUAUCCGGAGGUAGUCAGUCAUAUGGUGGUGAAUCCCCGCGCCUUUCUCCAUGUAGUAGUAUAGGAAAACUUAGCAAGUCUGACGAACAGCUCUCUUCCCUGGACAGAGACAGUGGUCAGUGCUCCCGAAACACCAGCUGUGAGACUUUAGAUAACUAUGAUCCAGAUUACGAAUUCCUGCAGCAAGACCUCUCUAGCACAGAUCAAGUACUGGGUCAAGUAACUGGAGUCCUCAGUCCUCUCCCCGAAUCCCUAGGAGAGACCGGUUCCCCUUUUCACGGACAAAACUUCCAAUUACCUCCCAGCUCUCCUCAGCACUCAGAAUCCUCUCACCCCUUUACUGUAGAGACCCCUCCUGCUCUUCCCGAGAAGAAACGCAGAAGUGCCGUUACCCAUAACGCGGAUGGCUCCCGAGUCAGCUAUGAGAGACAUCCCUCCCAGUAUGACAAUAUUUCUGAGGACGAUCUGCUGCUCCCCCCUUCUAGUACUCCAUUUGCUGCUGUUUCCCCAUUUCAACCUGGGAACACCCCUCAGGUGGAUUUCCUUGGUGAUUUUGUAGCAGCAGAGAAUGACGACAUUUCAGAAAAGCCUCCACCUCUUCCCGAAAAGAAGAACAAACACAUGAUGACAUAUAUGCGUUUUGUGGAGGACUACUCAGAGCCCCAGCCAUCUGUCUUCUAUCAAACUCCGCAGAACGAGCAGGUCUACCAGCAGAAGAACAAACUUCUGCGGGAGGUGUAUGGCAUUCAUGAUUCGUUCAGUAGUGCAGAAUCCGGAGUUGAACGUGCUCCACCACCUGCCCUACCCCCUAAACAGAGGCAAUUGGCUCCCUUUGCUGCCUCUUCCUUCUCCUCUGUCUCGUACUGUGCACAGCCAGCCAAAGGGGUCUUCAACGUACCUGAGGACAGCAGCCACCCUCAGGGCAUCAGUCUCUCAGUCUCUAACUGCUUUUCUGAGCCGCCACGGCUCUUUCCCUGUGCCUUCGUACAAAUCUGUAUUUCGCUCCUACUCCCAGGACUUUGCUCCCCAGGCUCCUGCCCUCCCCUUGCUGAGUCCUGCCAUCUUCUACUCCUCCCGAUACCCCCUCCCAGAUUCUGUGCCCCCUCCUCCUGUUGUGCCUCCAGCCUCCCUCUGUCCUCCUUUAGCCUCCUCUCAGGGCAGCAGUGCCUGUGGGACCCCUCCUGCCUGCCUUCCUUUUGAGCCGCCUUUCAGCGGCUCUCUCCAGACAUCAGCGAAUGAAAAUGCCAAUGAGGAGGCGGGCGAUGGGGAAUAUGUCAACCUGUAUUCCUCCGGGCAAGGCAACGGAGCUCCCCUGCCCAGUGAUGGUGAAUCUCCUUUAAUCGAUGACGGACAUCAGAGAGCUUCCCCUUCACAGCCCUGCACUCCUGGCAGCGAGAACCACGAAACCACGGACAGGCUCCCCAAUUCUCCUAGUGGGCAUAAUCAUGAAGCACCAGAGGCAGAGGAGAGUGAGGAAGUGGAUGAACUUUCCCUUGUAGACCACAAUGAGAUCAUGGCAAAACUCACACUGAAACAAGAGGGUGACGAUGGGCCGGAUGUCAGGGGUGGUUCUGGAGAUAUCUUGCUUGUUCAUGCACAGAGACAGACCGGAAAGAUCUGGUUCUUUAUUGCGAGGCUUUCCUGACCACGUACCGGACAUUUAUUACACCGGAAGAAUUGAUUCAGAAACUACAGUACAGGUAUGAGAGAUUCUGCCACUUUCAGGACACUUUCAAGCAGCGUGUGAGCAAGAACACCUUCUUCGUGCUGGUGAGAGUGGUGGAUGAGCUGUGUUUGGUGGAGCUGACAGAUGAAAUCUUGAAGCUGCUUAUGGAACUGGUGUUCAAACUGGUGUGUAAAGGGGAGCUGAGUCUAGCCCGAGUACUGCGGAAGAACAUCCUGGAAAAAGUGGAUAACAAGAGGAUGCAGAGCCACUGCAACUCCGCCAUGAGACCACUCGCUGCCAGGGGUGUUGCUGCAAGACCAGGGACCCUCCAUGAUUUCCACAGUCAUGAAAUUGCAGAGCAGCUGACCCUUCUUGAUGCAGAGCUUUUCUACAAGAUUGAGAUCCCUGAGGUUUUGUUGUGGGCAAAAGAGCAAAACGAGGAGAAAAGCCCAAACCUGACACAGUUCACGGAGCACUUUAACAACAUGUCCUACUGGGUGCGAUCCAUCAUCAUGCUGCAAGAAAAGGCACAAGACAGAGAGAGGCUGCUGCUGAAAUUCAUCAAAAUUAUGAAGCACCUGAGAAAACUGAACAACUUCAACUCUUACCUUGCCAUCCUCUCUGCACUGGACUCUGCUCCCAUCCGCCGUCUGGAGUGGCAGAAGCAGACAUCAGAAGGCUUGGCUGAAUACUGCACACUGAUAGACAGCUCAUCUUCCUUCCGAGCAUACCGGGCAGCGCUUUCUGAGGUGGAGCCCCCGUGUAUACCCUACUUGGGUCUGAUCCUGCAGGACCUCACCUUUGUGCACCUGGGUAAUCCAGACCAUAUUGAUGGCAAAGUAAACUUCUCCAAGAGAUGGCAGCAGUUUAAUAUCCUAGACAGCAUGAGGCGAUUCCAGCAAGUUCACUAUGAGAUUCGGCGUAAUGACGAAAUCAUCUCUUUCUUCAAUGACUUCAGCGACCACCUGGCCGAAGAGGCUCUGUGGGAACUGUCCUUAAAAAUCAAACCCCGCAAUAUAACUCGAAGGAAAACAGAAAGAGAUGAGAAGACCUAA